Messenger RNA from Lycium barbarum (goji berry), 1845 nucleotides. Its product is annotated as putative F-box protein At3g58860. Gene Ontology annotation, molecular function: protein binding. NCBI's taxonomy places the organism in Eukaryota, Viridiplantae, Streptophyta, Magnoliopsida, Solanales, Solanaceae. The transcript is spliced from 4 exons. The record is from RefSeq and is a predicted model, not a curated record. The coding region runs from base 358 to 1656 and encodes 432 amino acids.
AAGCCAUGCUCAAAAUUCCUAACCCUUUUGAAUGAUGAAGUUAGUGCUCUUUGAGAAAGAAUCAAAUUGUAUAAAUAUCGUUUUCCGAAUAGAAAGCCAAAGUGAAUAGGUAUAGGUAUUAGAAGUCCAAACAAAUUAAUGUUAGUCAAUAUUUUAGCCAAAUUCGUAGUGUACUAUUUUUUAGGGAUAAAAAAUUUAAGGUAUAAUAUUGUUCAAUAUUUAAAGAAUAUUUUGAUCAACUAACAUUUAUAUGCAUACUUUUAAAAUAAUAUAAAUAGAUAUAGACAAAUAGAUAAUUAAUCCAUGUAUUAUUAUUAAUCCCUCCGUAACCCUAACCAGCUACCCCCUAAUUCAAUAAUGGAAAAAGUUCGUUCUUUUGAAGUGGUUUUGCCAUUGCUGGCGCUGGGAGGAGUGGCCCUUUGGAUAAAUUAUUACUACAGGAAAAGACCAACAAUAAGUGGAGGCCAGCAAGAGGCAGCAGAGGUUGAUGAUGCAAAGGAGGAUUAUUUUAGUCAGCUACCAGAUGAUGUUUUGUUUUCCAUUCUUGCAAAUCUGACAGUAUCUGAGGCUGCUAGGACGACCAUUUUAUCUACGAAGUGGAAAUAUAUAUUUUACCUAGGUGUUGAAAGAUUAGACCUCUCAUUUUCUCGCUUUGUUUCUUACCCCAUUUCUUACCCCAUAAAAGACUUCAGCAAGUUCUUUAAAUUUUCUGUUAAGACUCUCUCUCAAGCAUCCUCAUUGAAACAAUUGAUUUUGUCCAAUUGCAUUGUGCUAUCAAGUCCCAACAUCCGUUUUAAUUCCCUCACGACCCUUGUUUUGAAUGGUGUUCUGUUAGCAAGCGGACAUCUAGAGGGUAUUCUGUCCUCAUGUUCGAACCUUAAGCAGUUAAUUAUUGAGAAUUGUAGACUUCCUUAUAAGCUACGACUCACUAGUACAGUAACAAGUAUUGUUAUUUGGGAUUGUGACGGAGUGAAAGAGAUUGAUCUUCAUGCUGCAGAUCUUCAUACGCUUGAGUUUACUAUGAAUAAUUACAACAACGUAAGAUUCUUAUUCUCAUUUGUUCCCAUGCUGGAAAAUGUAAUCCUUUUUCCUAGGGGACUCGCUUCACUUUCAUACAUAUUUGGUGAUUUUGCAAGAAAUUUACCUGCUCAAGUUAAAUCUUUAACCGUCAAAUGUUUUCCUCGUAAGUCGAACUACUUCCCAACAGAGACGAAGAUGUUCAGAAACCUUAGGACAUUAAGCUUGAUACUUAUGAUCAUGGAUGGCUCUUUUGAGUUUGAGAUGGUCAAACUAUCCCCAAUCUUGGGUGCUUGUCCUCUUCUUCAAUAUUUGAGUUUCGUGGUAUCAAGACAUUGGAGAGCAAAGGAUGAAAGAGGAAGUAGAAGGGCUCCUUUAUCUCGUACAUGUCACACUGAACUAAAACAAGUAACAUUCAAUGGAUUUGCUGGAACAGAAUCAGAGAUGGAAUUUGUUCUUUAUAUUAUGAGAAGUGCAAUAGUACUUGAGCAAAUGUUUCUCAGCCCCCGGUACAAGUAUUCUCGUUUUGUGCCACGGGAAGAUUCGAUUGCUUCACUUGAUCAAAGAAAACGCAACUCAAUCAAACAAAAACUACAUGGACAAGCUAUCUCGAGGAAAGCUGUGGUGAUCAUCCAAUAGGUUAUUGUACAAAUAUGGUAUAUUAGAGCUUUGUAGUCAUCAGUGGUAGGUAAAUUGGUAGAGCUUAUGAUAGGAGUGCCUAUUUAUUUGUUAUUGCUAAACAAGAACAGAAAAAUGUAUUGUCUGCUUGAGCUGCGUUAAUUUUUCUUAGAAUGGAGCAAUUGUGUGAUAACUCCAUUGCUUCACUCA